AAGAGUAAAAGAAAAAUGGAUUGAAGUUUUCUCUUUUCUUUAACAGACCAGCUUUUCCUGUUAAUCCUGAGGACUAACUUAUCUCUGAAUGUUUACUGUUGGAAUCAGGGUCAAAAUUAUCUUUGUGUUUUCAUGGGAAAAGUCCAAAAGGAGAACAGGAAAUGACCUCAUUUACAACAACCAAAAGGUUGAACAUUGAUUUGUCUUUAUGACAGAGUUUAAACUUGAAGAGCACAAACCAAAGAGGCUGUUAGUCUUCAAAGACGAUCGCUUGAAGAUGAGUGCUGCUCAGAGUUCCUCCCCGGAGGAGUCUAAACUGGAGGCCCUGGAGUGUCACUUCACAUGGGAUCUGAAUGCCAGCAGGUCCAAGCUCUGCUUCCUCAGGGACUCGCUGGAGGACAUCGGCGCAGAGGGAGGGUCCAGCUGGCUGGGUCACAUCUACAACCUGCAGGGGUUUGUUCAUUACCAGCUGGGCUGUGAGGAAGAGGCCUUGAGAUUCUUAUCCAGGGCCACCGAGGCCUUCCGCCAAAUGAGGAACGCUGUGUCAGAUGAUGGUCCCUGGUUGGUGGUGAAUUACAGCAACCUGGCCUACCUGCACUACCUUCUGGGUGAUCAGUCAAAAAGCCGGGAUUACCUCAGUAAGGUGGACAGUCUGCUGAAUGCACAGGAGGAGCUCCAUCCGGAAAUCUGUGCAGAAAAGGCCUGGACCCUGAUGCAGUUUGACAAAAGGCAAUUGGCAACAGAAUACUUCCACAGAGCUGUCAGGAUGCAGCCAGACAUGGUGGAGUGGCAGACCGGCCGUGUUCUAGGAUUAGUUGAAGACUAUAAAUAUAGGAUGAAGAGUCUGGGAGAUGACAUUUUGGAGAAAAUGAAAAUCGCCAAAGAACAUGACCCAGACAACUUGCACCUUGCAGCUCUGUACCUGCAGGCCCGUGCUGCAAGAGGCCAACAGAUUGAAGACGAAGCACGGGCACUGGCCAGAAGAAUCUUGAGGAAGCCAGUCAGCAGCUACGGCGGCUUUGAGCCUCUACUGAGACUGUUCAGGAAGUACGUAUGCAUGGAUGAGGCCAUUGAUUUAGCAGAAGAGGCUCUGCAAAGACACCCUGAGUCACGAUACAUGAAGAGGUGUGCAGCAAUCUGCUACAAGAGGAGAAUGUUUGCCCAGAAAAGCCCCCACGAUCCCAAGAUUCUCGACAGAGGGAUCAGUCUGUGCGAGGAUGUAGUUGCUCUUUACCCCGAGUCGUCUCUGAAAAUGCAAAUAUCACUUGCGGAAAUCUAUGCAAAGUUUAACCAAGAAAAAGCUGAUGAGAUCUUCAGGGAGCUGCUAGAAAAGGAUCUGGAUCCCAAAGGCACACAAAUGCUUUUCAACAUCUAUGCAUCACACUUGUUCUACAUCAAAAAGCAAGAGGAAGAGUCAAUACAUUACCUUAAGAAAGCAGCAAUGAUACCAACCACUACAUAUUUUGGUCAGAAGAGCAUCGCCCAGCUGGGAAAGAUUGCAGAAAAACGACGGCACCCAAAGUCCCAUGAAAUACAAGAGUUUCUGCAAAGUCUCCAUGGUAAUGGCUUCUGAGUCAUGGUUUCUGAGUCAUUGUUUCUAAAUGGUUUAUGGGUCAUGUUUCAAGACUCAGGGGUGCACUGGCAAUGUUAGGUUGGAGUUGUGAGGGGCUGUAAGCCAGUAAGAGAGUGUACACAAAGAGCUCUCAGCAACGUGGCGAGGUGGAGUGGGUUUCGAUAUCAACUCCUGCCACUCUACAGAAACUAUGUCUGAGAAACCGGCACAUUUUGGGUUUUUUUUCUCUGUAAAAAAA
Oryzias melastigma (Indian medaka) is the source of this 1811-nucleotide messenger RNA. Its product is annotated as interferon-induced protein with tetratricopeptide repeats 1. Gene Ontology annotation, cellular component: cytosol. The transcript has 2 exons. Gene Ontology annotation, molecular function: protein binding. Lineage: Eukaryota; Metazoa; Chordata; Actinopteri; Beloniformes; Adrianichthyidae. Bases 209 to 1573 code for a protein of 454 amino acids. Gene Ontology annotation, biological process: defense response to virus. The record is from RefSeq and is a predicted model, not a curated record.